UUGAAAUCAGAGCCAGACGGACAGUUGCUCCUGUGACUUGUAAUAGGCUAGCAGCAGAGACAAGGUCGAGAAACUUGACAUUGUCUCAGGAGCGGCAGAGGCAGCCAAAAAAAAAGUUAUUGAGAGGGAGCCCGUGGUUGGAGCGGAGUUUGAUCCUGGCGCUCUCGUGUUUCUGCCUGGAUGGAUAAUGGAAUUCUAAACAUGAGGCAGAUAGCUGAUCAGCUUCCCUGGAUUUCGCUGACAACACAGGAAAGCUUUGCCUGAAGAUGGAAACACUGGAGUCAGAACUGACCUGCCCUAUCUGUCUGGAGCUGUUUGAGGAUCCACUGCUGCUGCCUUGUGCUCACAGUCUCUGUUUCAACUGCGCGCAUCGCAUCUUGGUCUCCCACUGUGCCACCAACGAAUCAGUGGAGUCGAUCACCGCCUUCCAGUGCCCUACUUGUCGUUAUGUCAUCACUCUCAAUCAACGUGGUCUAGACGGACUCAAGCGCAACGUCACACUGCAGAAUAUUAUCGACAGGUUUCAGAAAGCAUCCGUGAGCGGGCCCAAUUCUCCUAGUGAAACUCGCCGUGAGCGGGCUUUUGAUAGCAACAGCAUGUCCUCCAGUGAGAAAGUUCUCUGCCAGUUCUGUGAUCAGGAUCCUGCUCAGGAAGCAGUGAAGACCUGUGUAACUUGUGAAGUAUCCUACUGUGAGGAGUGCUUAAAGGCAACUCACCCAAACAAGAAGCCAUUUACUGGACAUCGUUUAAUCGAGCCUAUUCCGGACUCACAUAUUAGAGGAUUAAUGUGUCUGGAGCAUGAGGACGAGAAAGUUAACAUGUAUUGUGUGACUGAUGACCAGUUAAUCUGUGCCUUGUGUAAACUGGUUGGGAGGCAUCGUGAUCACCAGGUGGCUGCUUUAAGUGAGCGCUAUGACAAACUAAAGCAAAAUUUGGAAAGUAAUCUCACUAACCUUAUCAAGAGAAAUACUGAACUGGAAACACUUUUGGCUAAAUUAAUUCAAACCUGCCAACAUGUUGAGGUCAUGGCGGGAUUUGCCCAGCUGGGCUUCCCCCAAUGUGUGGGAGCCAUGGAUGGAUGCCAUGUUCCCAUCAAGAAUCCUUCUGAUGCACCGGGGCAGUACGUGAAUUGGAAAAAACUUUGCCUCCAUUGUCCUGAUGGCGGUCUGCGACCACAAGGGACGGUUCUUCAAAGUCGAGAUUGGAAACCCAGAGUCGCCAUGGCAACUGCAUCUUCCCAGGUGCUAAUUCCGGAAAUAAAUCUCAAUGAUACUUUUGACACCUUUGCUCUAGAUUUUACCAGAGAAAAGAAACUACUGGAAUGCCUUGAUUAUCUUACAGCUCCAAAUCCGCCAACAAUUAGAGAAGAGCUCUGUACAGCUUCUUAUGACACAAUUACAGUGCAUUGGACUUCUGAUGACGAAUUCAGUGUUGCUUCCUAUGAACUGCAGUACACAAUCUUCACUGGACAAGCCAAUGUAGUUAGUCUGUGUAAUUCAGCCGACAGCUGGAUGAUUGUUCCAAAUAUUAAACAAAACCACUACACGGUCCAUGGUCUGCAGAGUGGCACCAAGUAUAUCUUCGUUGUGAAGGCCAUUAAUCAGGCUGGCAGCCGAAACAGCGAGCCAGGAAAACUGAAGACAAAUAGCCAGCCAUUCAAACUGGAUCCCAAGUCUGCUCAUAGAAAACUAAAGGUAUCUCAUGACAAUUUGACAGUGGAACGUGAUGAAACUUCUUCUAAAAAGAGCCAUACACCUGAGCGUUUCACCAGCCAAGGGAGCUAUGGAGUUGCUGGCAAUGUGUUCAUUGACAGUGGGCGGCAUUACUGGGAAGUGGUUAUAAGUGGGAGUACAUGGUAUGCCAUCGGUAUUUCUUAUAAGUCAGCACCAAGACAUGAAUGGAUUGGAAAGAAUUCUGCUUCUUGGGUUCUUUGUCGUUGUAAUAAUACAUGGGUGGUGAGGCAUAACAGCAAAGAAAUUCCAAUAGAGCCAGCACCCCAUCUUCGCCGUAUCGGCAUUUUGUUGGACUACGACAAUGGUUCCUUAGCAUUUUAUGAUGCUUUGAACUCUCUACACCUUUACACUUUUGACAUUACAUUUGCACAGCCUGUGUGUCCAACGUUCACUGUCUGGAAUAAGUGUUUGACGAUUAUUACGGGCCUUCCUAUCCCAGAUCACAUAGAUUCCUCUGAGCAGGUACCCUGAUUGUUGCUAAAGAGAAAUGGAUAGUUGAAUGACUAAUGGACUUCACGUAUAUUUCUCACUAAAACUUUACUGGGAAAGGGAAAAAAAUUAAAAGAAAUGCAUUUGAUAAACCAUGUUCCUGACGUUUCAAGCCAGGACUGAAAAUGGGAUUGUCUCUUCAAUCUAUAUUAUUUGUUUUGUAUUAAAGGCAAAAUAUGGCUUUAAUAGUUUCUCAAAAUGCUUUUGUAUUUAGCCUCUUACAGUAAAAUUUAUAAAUUAUUUAUAUAAAAAAAGAGAAACCCUGAUUUGGAUCUUUGCAUUUGGACACGUCAUAAGAAUUACUUGUUUUUGCACAUUUAAGGGCUCUGUCACAAAGAUUUUAUUAGCUGCCGUGUUUUGAUUUUAUAAUAAAGAAAGCAAGCUGGAAUUCUUUGAGAGGAGAAUGCAGUACUAAUUCUUCAGUUUUUUCCCCCUAUUGUUUUCUGUAUGAAACAGCUUUUCAACUUUUGCAUCCAGGAAUGUGCACACGCAAAAUAAAGACAAAGUUAAAACAAAUAAAGCUGACCAAACAGCAAACUGUAGAAGAAUUGUGAAUUAAUGAUGUGACCUCAUGCAUCUAGAAAUAUUUUUCAGAAUGUCAGUGGCCCAAACACCUAGUGGUCAGUUAGCCAAUAUUAUUGAUAGCAGUUUUUCAGAUACUGGUGGGUCACUUGUAAGAAUAUGUACAUUUAAUUUUUGUCUCAAAAAGUCAUCAAUACUUCAAUAAGCCAGGCAAGAUAGCUCUGAUCAAAUUUUACAUAUAAGUGCCACUGAUGGUACUUCAGCUAAAAUCAGUUAUGUUCUUACUGGAAGAGAUGUGGAUUCUCAUCAUUUAAAAGAUACACAGUACCCACACUUGCAGUGUUAAGAUAGGCUACAUACAACUGAUUUGAAACAUAACGUGAGCAUCUUGUUAUAUUAUGUUAUAGUGUAUCAAUAAAAAUAGUCAAGGCAUCUGUUUUGUAAACAGGUGCCUGGAAAGAGUUUGCA
Messenger RNA from Sphaerodactylus townsendi, 3212 nucleotides. RefSeq names its product midline 1 (gene MID1). Gene Ontology annotation, molecular function: zinc ion binding; protein binding. The transcript has 9 exons. Lineage: Eukaryota; Metazoa; Chordata; Lepidosauria; Squamata; Sphaerodactylidae. The record is from RefSeq and is a predicted model, not a curated record. The coding region runs from base 267 to 2204 and encodes 645 amino acids.